AUAAAGAUCGUGGAGAAAAUUAAGGAUUUGUUCCACUGCAAACCAAAAGAGAUCCUUUAUGUUUGUGAAAGUGACUCCUUAAAGGAUUACGUGACGAAAAGAUUUCUGCUUGGAAAUUGAAUGGCUACUGGGAAAAUGGACAUUAAUGUUAAUUUGGAAAUUAACUCUGCUCAGCUGGUUUUAAAUGUGAGAAGAGUCACUCUUGGGGUGAAGAAUAGAAACAAAAUGAAAGAUCGUAAACUGUGUAAAAAGCAGAAUGAAGACAUCUUACAAGCUGUUAUUGCUUUACUAAAUUCUGGAGGGGGAAUGAUCGAGGUUGAAAUUGAGAAUGAAAACUAUAGUUACCAACGAGAUGGAAUAGGACAAGAUUUGGAAAAAUCUUUUGUAAAUAUUUUUCCAUCUGUUCUUAACUACUUAUCCUUUAUUCAGUAAGUUAAAUAUUUUUACAUUUUUGUCAACUCAUGGAGCUCAGAAACCUCUGGUUUACAGAUUGUCACCUUAAAGACCAAUUUGUACAGAAGGGAUGUAACAUGUACAAAUAUGAUGCGUGUCACUGAUACACUGGAGAUCCUCAAGGCCAAGAUCAAAACUGGAAGGAGAUUGUCUGGACCUAAAUUGCCUCCACAGGCAGAUGUACAAAAAGAGAGUGACAUAAAGGACUUGGCUGAUGCCUUUUUUAACAGGACACAACUUAAGUACAAAGAAAAAGUCCCCUUUACUGAAUCCACACAUGUUGAAAUGAAAGCCUUCUCAACAGGAAAGUGGUUACAACGCGUUAAAGAGAUCCUCCCUCAUUAUGUUUCUGCUUUUGCAAAUACUGAUGGGGGAUAUUUGUUUAUUGGUUUAAAUGAAGAAAAAGAAGUAAUUGGCUUUAAAACAAGAGUGGAAGAUUUUAACAGGAUAGAAACACAGAUAAAAGAACACAUUAAGGAGUUGCCUAUCUACCACUUCUGUAGGCAGAAGAAGCACAUAAAAUCCACAUGCAAAUUCAUUGCAGUAUAUGAUGAAAGAAAUGCUUGUGGAUAUGUCUGUGCACUCAAAAUACAUCCAUUCUGCUGUGUGGUGUUUGCUAAGGAGCCGGAAUCCUGGCAUGUGAAAGACAACAAAGUGAGGCAAUUUACCGUGGAGGAAUGGACUUCCACAAUGUUGUCUGCUAACCCAGGUGUGCGAAGAUGGCAGCCAGCCCCGGUCCAGAGAAAGCCCCCACAGCUGGAGAUUGGAUCUUUGUCCAUCCUGCCCAUGGUUUUUCUCUUGUCCAGAGAUGUCUUUGUCACUCAGCAGCCCAAGCUCUUGGUCUGCCCAAAGCCCUUUGGUCUCAACACUGCUGUGUUUGAGGGAUGA
Messenger RNA from Hyaena hyaena (striped hyena), 1341 nucleotides. Its product is annotated as schlafen family member 12-like. Lineage: Eukaryota; Metazoa; Chordata; Mammalia; Carnivora; Hyaenidae. The transcript has 4 exons. The record is from RefSeq and is a predicted model, not a curated record.